AUGAGCGCCCCGAGAACAAUCCGUAGUGUGUCAAGAGUAGCUGCUAAAGUCUCCAGAGCCCAGAAGCCCCAUAAAGUCAGUGUCAACGUCCGUCGAUCCAUCCACCAGGAAACACCCAAACCCGCCCAAGCAUUCGCAGCGCAACCCAUCAAAGACGACCUCCCAGCUGGUCGAUCCAUUUCCAAUCCCCAGCUCUCCUUCCCAUGUCUCGAUAGUGCCGAAGACCGGACUCGAAAGCUCGCCAGCAAACGAUCGCUCUCAGGACCCGAACCUUCCUACACCACCGGCAAACAUGAGACCUUUCAUUCUGCAGAGCCAAUGCUGCUCGAUUGGGGUGGGAUUUUGCCCGAAUUUGACAUCGCAUGGGAAGCGUGGGGGACAUUAAAUACAGACAAGAGCAACGCCAUCCUUCUACACACGGGAUUGAGUGCCAGCAGUCAUGCUCACAGCACCGAGACCAACUCCAAACCAGGAUGGUGGGAAAAGUUCAUUGGACCCGGAGCACCAUUGGAUACGGACAAAUACUUUGUCAUAUGUACAAACGUACUAGGAGGAUGCUAUGGAAGCACGGGACCAAGCAGUAUCGAUCCCUUGGGUGGGAAGCAUUAUGGCACCAGCUUUCCCGUUCUUACCAUGCAGGACAUGGUACGCGCUCAAUUCCGAUUGCUAGACGAGAUGGGCAUUCAAAAACUGUAUGCCAGCGUGGGCUGCAGUAUGGGAGGCAUGCAAUCGCUAGCGGCAGGUAUAAUGGACACGGAAAGAGUAGCACGAAUCGUCUCCGUCUCCGGGUGUGCACGAAGUCAUCCUUAUAGCAUUGCGAUGCGACAUACACAGCGUCAAGUUCUCAUGAACGAUCCCAAUUGGGCAAAGACCAGAGGCAAUUACUACACCAGUAUUCCACCACACACGGGCAUGAAGCUUGCACGUCAGAUUGCGACCAUCACAUAUCGCUCGGGACCGGAAUGGGAGAAUCGUUUCGGGCGUCAACGUGCAGAUGCGAGUAAACCGCCUGCCCUCUGCCCGGAUUUCCUCAUCGAAACCUAUCUGGACCACGCGGGGGAGAAGUGGUGUUUGGAAUACGAUGCAAACAGCUUGCUGUAUGUGAGCAAAGCAAUGGAUUUGUUCGACCUGGGUAAGGAGCUGCAAGAUGCCACCGCCAAUCGCCGACAAGCAAACGCCGACAAGUUGCAGGGGUCCUUCUUGGAGCAAGCAAAAGAAGAUCGGUGUACUUUGUCCAUUCCGGAUCAGCCGUACGAGGAGACCGAGUCUUCGGCGGACCUCAUGGCUGGGGAAGCAAAUCAAACAGUCUCUUCAGGUCCUCCUGAAGAUCUGAUCAAGGGCCUUGCGCCGUUGAGGGAUACGCCUACACUCGUACUGGGCGUUGCUUCUGAUAUUUUGUUCCCUGCUUGGCAACAACGCGAGAUUGCCGAGACGCUGAGAAGGGUAGGCAAUCGAAGCGUUACUCAUGUCGAGCUGGGUGAGGAUCGCAGUCUGUUUGGACAUGAUACCUUCCUGCUAGAUCUGGAGGGUGUUGGAGGAGAAAUCAGGCGGUUCUUGGGAUGA
Ramularia collo-cygni is the source of this 1563-nucleotide messenger RNA. RefSeq names its product probable homoserine O-acetyltransferase. Gene Ontology annotation, biological process: L-homoserine metabolic process. The record is from RefSeq and is a predicted model, not a curated record. Gene Ontology annotation, molecular function: L-serine O-acetyltransferase activity; homoserine O-acetyltransferase activity. The transcript has a single exon. NCBI's taxonomy places the organism in Eukaryota, Fungi, Ascomycota, Dothideomycetes, Mycosphaerellales, Mycosphaerellaceae. The coding region runs from base 1 to 1563 and encodes 520 amino acids.